Molecule: messenger RNA, 10342 nt
Organism: Paramuricea clavata
Lineage: Eukaryota; Metazoa; Cnidaria; Anthozoa; Malacalcyonacea; Plexauridae
Source: the annotation of a GenBank genome assembly
ACCUGUGCUUUGAUAGUUUUGCCAUCAAUUUCCAAACUACGCGUUGCAAACUCAACACCGAUAGUUGACUUCGAUUCGUGGUCGAAUUCGUUUCGUGUAAAACGCGAAAGCAAGCACGAUUUCCCAACACCAGAAUCGCCAAUGAGAACUACUUUGUACAAGUAAUCGUAAUGAUCAUACCGGGAACCCAUCGGCAGUCGGUAGACCACAACGGUUUACAAAUUUAAUAAAAAAAUGUCAAAAUAUAAACUAAAUGCCUUGCCGAUGUGUUGUGACUUUGGGCUUGCAUGAACACGAACGCCUACGCAACCUCGCGAGUUACACACGUUCGCGCGCGGGGUUUUCCCCGAAUAAUUAGCAUAAUUUGCAAUUAGUGAAGGAUAUACAACGCUCAAAAAUAUAAGCAGAAUUUCGCUUUUCGAGCGAAAGCCGUUCGUCGGGAAGUUAGUAUAUCACACUUGCACCUGUUGGUGACAAUGGAGAUAAUUUUAACAGAUGAAAUUGCUUAUUACAGCAAUUCUCGUUCAAGAAAUGAAUACAAAUUCCCUGAACAAUUACAAAAUAAUUAAUCUCAAGUAUUUUUCCUAGAAUCAGUGCAUGUAUUUGCAACAUAUUCACUGAUUCUAGGAACAAUAAUUUUAAAACAUAAUUCAGUACAGGAAAAAUUAGCAUAACAAUAAUUAGGCUUAUUAAUUAGCAUAAUUUGCAACACAUGGUCCGAGGAGAUCUGGGGACCAAUAAUAAUGGACGGCGGGCGAUUCGGACGAAAAACGUGAAUUGAACGUUUUAAAAUUUCGAAGUUUUUCUAGAUUUAUUUCUUGAAAAAAAAGGGCUUUUUAUUGUGGAGUUACACGAUGGAAGAGAAUGAUAACAACGGAAGCGAAGUUAAAGCGGAAGAGGGGGCAGAAAACACGGAGAAAGUUGAGAAAAAACACAAGAAACGACAAAAGAAGACACUUGCUGACCUCCAGAAACAGGUUUGUGGAAACGUGUUUUAUAUAUAGUAUGGGAAUAUAUCUGUUGUUGUGGUCAGGUUUUCUUGUUGUUUAUGGUGUACAUUAAUCUGUAGGUGAGCUCUUAACUUCCUCCUGGGUCCCCCUCCUCACGGCCUCGCCCUCAUCCCGCAGGCAACACCCCGGGGAUAUUGUAUAAUUUUUUUUUAAAAUUAACUUGGCCCUUGGAAUAGACCCUUCCAGAAAUUACAUCACUUCGGCUAUAGAACCUUGUUUUCUUGUAUUUGAUCAUUAAUGAAAGCCCAACGUCUCGAUCAUGAAAACGAGACUCUAUAUCCGCGGUGACAUACUUUCCAGAAAUGUGUAUUAGGACAAAAUCUUGAAUUGAGUUUUGAAACUCAAUCUUCUUACCAAAGUUUUAGUGCAGUAAAAAUGAAGUUGUUUGAGUUAAAUUUGUGACGUGUGGAAAUUAGUUUUCAGUUGGAAACCCAAAAAUUAAGAAAAAAUGACUGGAAUAUUCAUCUCACAACACAAGAAAAACAAUGCAUUCGCCAUCUUUAACCAGUUUAUAGUGUCCCUUAGUGCCCCUGCUUUAACACAUUCCAUCUCAACUACAUUUAUUGAGUACAGGUGUCAGCCCCCCGGAGGGGGGGGGGGGGGUGCAGCCACCCCAGCUGUUCAGCUAAACUCAAUCUUCUCUGCAAAAAUGGACCCAAGAGAAAAUCCUGAAAAAACCCCUGUGUGAUAGUUACUUUGGACAUUAAUUGUCAAAUUGCCACGAGAUAAUGUCGAUAAGUUCACAUAAAAACCCACCCACCCACUCAUAACAUUGAUUUGAUGUUAUUUGUGGCAACAUGAAUAUGGACAUGACCCCUAAAACGUGAUAACGGCAGGGCUCGAAACUUGAAAUUUUUGUCAGUAUCCAAGUGGAUACCAGCAUCAUAGAAUCUAGUAUCCAUCCUUGAAAUAUAGUAACCCAGAUUUGGAUACUACAUAUUCUAUUUCCAGUAUCUAUGCAAGGCAAAAUUUUACCUUGCAAAAAGUUGCUGAGCAAAAACCAGGCCUUUAGUUUCAAUAAUAAAAAUAUGUAUUGAAAUUCGAAAAAAUUGAAAAUAACACACUGCGGCGAUACGAAAGAAAGCACCGUUGGUGAAAUUUUUUUUUUAAAUAUUCUGCCAAAAUCGGUAGACAUUGAAGUUCGGAAACAUGCCAAAAGUCUAGAUGAUUAUCUACUAUCGCAAUUUCUAAGUUUUCCUAGUAUCCAGUUGGGAUACUGAGCUUAUGAUACCCAGUAUCCAAAAUUAAAAUCUGAUAUCCUGUGGAUAUCGGGAUACCGCAAGUUUCGAGCCCUGAUAACGGGCGGGCAUUUUCCAAUUUUAAAAAAUUGUGACAGCAUUGCAUGAUGAAUGCUGUCAAUAAUUACCAGCACUGUUACUGCCAACGUCCAGCCCCAAAAAUUUACAGCUCCAAAAUUUAUAAUUCCCCACCCCCAGGCAAGGGUAAAAACAAAUGCUAAAUGAAAUUAGUUUCCUUGCCAUACAAGAGUAAAGUGCAUCUUUUACAGGAAAAAAAACUUUUUGUAGUUUCUUGGCAAAACAGCUUAAUGGGUUAUACAUUCCCUUAUGAUCCCAAAUGAGAAUCUAUGGGAUUUCUUUUCUGAUUGAUUUUAACUUCUUGUUUUCAAUUGUCAGAUUGAAUUUUACUUCAGUGAACCGAACCUUCAGAAAGAUAGAUUUUUGCGACAGAGAAUUGCCGAAAGUGAUAAUGGAUGUAAGUUUAUGUCGUGCAUGAAUAAUUAUCUAUCAACUAGAUAUGGCAUGCUUUUUUGCAGAAGUUUAGAAAUUAAUAUCUAAGGGCUCAUUUCCACUCAAGAAAAAUUUACAGACAGAAAAUUUUCUGAAAAUAUCAUUGUUAAAAGUUGAAAAUUUUCAACUUGAAAAUUUCCUUCUGACAGAAGAUUUGUAUCAGCCAAUCACAUUUUACAAAAUUUUCUUUCUGCGGAAAAUUUCCUGAAUGGAAUUGCGCCUUAAUAAAUGGCCUCGAUACAAUUGACACCUUUUUAUACCAAAAUAUUAACCCUUUGAGUGGCAGCACUCUCCACUUAACAAGUAAAAUUGUCUGGUGUUAGACAGAGUAAAAUACUACUUAAGGUAGAGUGCAUUGCCACUUAAAGGGUUAAAGACCAAGUUGCCUAUUGCCACAAAAAGCUAGGCAUCUUUAAAUUUAUGUUUUCAUUUUCGGAUAUAAAUCUUUUAAUACUGCAUGUACUUAAUUCAAAUUUUGUUUGAGAACAGGUCGACAUGUUGUCCCCUUAAUUUAUACCCCCUACCUAGGCUCCCCAGUGGCCAUUGUCUGAUGGCAUGUGAAUUUUAUUCAUGGCAAGUUCUAAUUUUCAUGUCCAACUUGCCCUGGCAAGUGGUCAAAAACUAAAGUUACACUACUGAACUUGUUUUAACAAGCUUGUCACAACUUGUUAACAGGCUUGCUUCAAACCUAUUACAAACACAUCUUGUUGACAAGUUGUUGGAACAGCAUUGUCACAACCUGUUAACAAGCUUCCAACAAACCUAUUUCAAACACAUGUUGGAACAGAUUGUCACACCUUGUUAACAAGCUUGCUGCCAACCCAUUGCAAACACACCUUGUUGACAAGUUGUUGGAACAGCAUUGUCACAGCUUGUUAACAAGCUAAAACCUAUUGCAAACACAUCUUGUUGACAAGUUGUUGGAACAGCGUUGUCACAACUUGUUAACAAGCUUGCUACAAGCCUGUUGCAAACACAUCUUGUUGACAAGUUGUUGGAACAGCAUUGUCACAGCUUGUUAACAAGCUUGCUACAAACCUAUAAUUGUAAACAUGUGUAUCUUGUCGACAAGUUGUUGGAACAGCGUUGUCACAACUUGUUAACAAGCUUGCUACAAGCCUGUUGAGGAGACAUCUAGUUGACAAGUUGUUGGAGCAGCGUUGUCACAACCUGUUAACAAGCUUGCUGGAAACCUAUUGCAAGCACAUCUUGUUGACAAGUUGUUGGAACAACAUUGUCACAACUUGUUAACAAGCUUCCUAUACAAACCCAUUGCAAAACACCUUGUUGACAAAUUGUUGGAACAGCAUUGUCACAACCUGUUGACAAGCUUGCUGCAACCCUAUUGCAAACACAUCUUGUUGACAAGUUGUUGGAACAGCAUUGUCACAGCUUGUUAACAAGCUUACUACAAACCUAUUGCAAACACAUGUUGUUGACAAGUUGUUGGAACAGCAUUGUCACAACUUGCUAACAAGCUUGCUGCAAACCUAUUGCAAACACAUCUUGUUGACAAGUUGUUGGAACAGCAUUGUCACAACUUGUUAACUAGCCUGUUGAGGAGACAUCUUGUAGCAAGCUUGUCAACAAGUUGUGACAAUGCUGUUCCAACAACUUGUCAACAAAAUGUGUUUGCAAUAGAAUUGUAGCAAGCUUGUUAACAAGUUGUGACAAUGCUGUUCCAACAACUUGUCCACAAGGUGUGUUUGCAAUAGGUUUAUAGGAAGCUUGUUAUCAGGUUGUGACAAUGCUGUUCCAACAACUUGUCAACAAGAUGUGUUUGCAAUAGGUUUGCAGGAAGCUUGUUAACAAGUUGUGACAAUGCUAUUCCAACAACUUGUCAACAAGAUGUCUCAUCAGCAAGCUUGUAACAAGCUUGUUAGCAAGUUGUGACAAUGCUAUUCCAACAACUUGUCAACAAGAUGUGUUUGCAAUAGGUUUGCAGGAAACUUGUUAACAGGUUGUGACAAUGCUUUUCCUACAACUUGUCAACAACUUGACUACUUCUUUAAAACAGUAGCUGUAGUUAUAGCGGACUACAUUUUGCCUAAAAGUAGCCAAGUAGUUGACUACUUUUCAAACAGCGAAUUGCUAUUCGCUACUUUCUAAAAUUGUUAGCAACUUGAUAGAAUAGAAUGAUAUUGAGACACGGUUUGCUUAAAAUUAAUACUCAAUAGUCAAUUUGCACUCUUGAACACUGUAGUGCUUACAAAAAUGUUGCUUUGUGUUUACUGUUGCUAUUAAUAAGUCGAUUUGUUAUAGGUUACAUUUCAGCCUGAGUUAGUAGAUGCUCCAGAUACAGUAACACUAAAAAUAUAGCGUAGCGAAAUAGCGAAAUAGUUCGCUACAUUUUUUAAGCUGUAGCUGUAGUCAGUAGCGAACUACCUUUGUUCAAAAGUAGCAGUAGUUGUAGCUGACUACAUAUUUUUGAAGUAGCUGUAGUUAUAGCGAACUACAAAAAUUUUGUAGUCAACCCACCCUUGGCUAUUGUAAACACACCUUGUUGACAAGUUGUUGGAACAGCAUUGUCACAACUUGUUAACAAGCUUCCUACAACCCUGUUGAGGAGACAUUUUGUUGACAAGUUUUGGAACAGCAUUGUCACAACUUGUCCCACUAUAGGAAUCUCGAGACAGGCCAUUCUGCCCCUGAAAAUCUAGUGUUUGACAAAUCCAAUUCUGUUCUAGGUGUGGAGAUUGAAACAAUUGCAAGUUUUAAUCGGAUGAAACAAUUGUGCGGGGACAUUUCGUUGAUUGUGAAAGCCAUGAAACUUUGUCCAACUGUGGAAGUAAGUAUGUAUGUUGGCCAGUCAAUCGAUUCAGUCAUUCAUAUUCAAUAACUAUGAAACCUUUAGAAAUCAUCACCCAUUUGAUUGACUGGUGCCACAGCAAAGAAAAUUAGAAAUUGUUUGAGAAAAAUUUUUUGUGACCUUGUGUCCACCUUAAAACAUCACACCCACCUCUCCCACCCUAGAAAACUGCAGCAUUGAAAUCGUACCCCUUGGGCACAUGUAUGUAUGUGGACCCUACAUUAACUUGAUCUAUGUUUCCAGGUGAUUGACGACAAAUGGGUGAAACCAUCUCAGUCACUUCCCGAGCCAAAGAAUGUUGAUUCUGUGACUGUUUACGUUGUAAGUUGCUUUAUUUUGUUAUUUGGUCAGAAGUUGUUAACUCAUCAAUCUUGUUAUUGUUAACAAAGAUCAAUGUUAAUUAGCAAUUUAGCGUAACUACUUCUUCUAAAUGUAUUUAGGAACGACUGCCGUCUCAUGCUGAUCAUAACUGGAUAAAAUCACUUUUCUCAGCCUGUGGUAAUGUUGUCUAUGUCAGGUAUGUCUCAACUUUCUUCAACUGUUUUGUCUCCAACUUUUUUAACCCUAAUUAGACUUUAAGUGGCGAUGUGCCUUGAUGUGCCCCCACUUUAUUAUUUUACUCCCUGACUGUCUAACGCCAAACGACAUUGGUCCUGUUAGCGCUGUGGCAAUAUAGGUGAUACAAUAUUAUAAAAUUAUUUUACUCUGUCUAAUGCCAGAUGAUUUUAUUCGUCAAUGGGAGAGUGCAGUCUAUCUGCCCAUGCAUCCUGUUCACUCUUUAAGCUAGUGGCAAUGUAGGUGAUGCAACCUACUUUAGUAUAAUUUUACCCUGUCUAAUGCCAGAUUAUUUUACUCAGUCUAACGCCAGACAAUUUUACUUUUAGUUUGCCUCGCUAUAAAACAACAAGAGAAAUAAAAGGAUUUGCUUUUGUUGAAUUUGAGAAGGAGAGUGAAGCUGAGGCAGCGCUCAAGGUGAUUACAAAAGUUAUUUUGUGGUUAAUUACAGUAGGUCUGGAUCACCCCCCCCCACGUUUCUUCAGGAGCAAUAUUUUAGUUCCUCUGACUAUACCCCUGCAUGGCUGGAUUUUGAGGGGAGGUGUGGCGAGGUGGACACCUCCCUUGAGAUCGUUUUGCACCUCCCCUGAAAAGUCGUGCACCUCCCCUUGGGAAAGUUUCAAUGAUAGAUCAGAGUGAAAAUUUGACAUUUUUUGGUUGCUUAGGGUCUACACUUCGUAAGAAAGUUUUUCUGUAAAAUUGAAACUGUCACAGUGAUAGCCAUUCAUCUCUACAUCAAGUACCCUUUUAAAGCAAUGUUUUCAAAGAGACUUUGUAGUAAUUGUAAUGAAGGGCAAAAUUGGAUGAGUUGUACAGUCAUAAUUCAUUGAUACACUGAUACAUAUGUACACUACGUGCAUACGUCACGUUGUUGACUUUGACCCGUUUGUGAGCUAGAUCGCUGCACCUCCCCUAAGUUUUUUCCACCUCGCCCACUAUUUCCACCAAAAUCCGGCCUUGUGCCAGAUUAUAUUCUUCUUGUUAGAUGUUUGCAGAGAAACCAAGCAAAGAAGGUGAUGAAACUGAAAACAAAACGGGAAACGACGAAGAACACACGGGCAAACACAACAAAAAGAACAAGAAACGCAAAGCGAAAUUAAGUGAGUCUGAAAACGAGGACACGAAAGGAAAAAGUAAAAAAUCAAAACGCAAAAGGGAUGAUGCUGCCAGUACUAGUUCAAUUCCUGAUACGGACGUACCUAAGAAAACCAGGAGGACUGUUGAGAAGGAAAUUUGUGAAGAAAGAGGGCAAAAGAAGGCAAAAAGGGAAAAUGAAAAAGACAAUGAACAAAGUGGGGGUGAUGAUACUUCUGAGGAAACUAAAAGUGAGAAACGAAAGCGGAAGAGGUCUGAGGCGAAUGACGAUGGCGGUACGUCAAGUAAGAAGAAUAAAGAAUCUCAGGAAAGCGACGACGAAGGUUGUACUUCGUGUAAAAAGAGUGAAGAGGCUGGUGCCGAGGGUGGCGGCGUGGAGGAGUCGGAAAUGGAUGAUGAUGAUGAUAAGAAAAAGAAGAAGAGGAAACGGAAGAAAAAGGAAAAACAGGAAGUGGAAGUACCACAACUUCGAGUUAUUUCCAAGUAUGUUGCUUGUGGUUUUUGUUUCAUACACAUGUCCAAUGCAGACGAGCAAACGUUUCUAGGAAACAGCACUAAAGAUCCCCUAUAUAAAUAGACAAACAACUAAACAAACAGACCAACAAACAAACAAACAAACAAACAAACAAACAAACAAACAAACAAACAAACAAACAAACAAACAAACAAACAAACAAACAAACAAACAAACAAACAAACAAACAAACAACGCAUAAACAGACAAACUAACUAGCAAAUAAACAAAUGAACAAAGAAACAAGUGCCCCACAAGUACGCGAAGCUCUUGCUUAGUUUUUGAUGGUACCAUUGGUCUGAUGGGGCUAAGGAAUAUUGCAGUCAAUUGUAAUGUUUGUAUAAUUAUACAAUUGUGCUUCUUGUUCUAACUCCUACUGUAGUUUCAGGUUACAGUGCCUUUCAGAAACCUUGACUUUGUGUACUUUAAGUUCUUUGUAGGUUUGCAUGGCGGUAAAACAUAUAUAAUACUUUUUGUUUGUGCAAACACCACAUAAAUUUAUUACUGCAAAGCUUUCGAUCCGUAUAGCCCGGAUCUUCAUCAGUCUAAUAAUUAACAAUUAUUAUUCAUUGCACUGUGUUCUCGGUUUUUCAUUGGCUAAGAGCCUACAAAUAAUUUUGGGUAUUUGUAGGUGCCUGCGCUAUUUCCAGCGGAAACAGUAAUCUGCAGAGAUUAUUGGAUGGCGCCCGAGAUAUUUCAGCGGUAUUUUAUGUGAAAAUACAAAUUGGCGGGAAAUUUUUAGUUGAAUUUACGAAAAGUUAAUCAAUUCAAUGAAUAUUUAUUUGUUUUCAAUUGUUGCUUGUUUUGUUUUCUUUCUGUCAUAAAAUGAAUAAUAAAACAAUUAUUGAAUUCGGCUUGCGCAGGAUACCAGAAUUAUUCAGACCUCGGUCAAUGUUAUCUGCCUCAGCCUUCGGCUUAGGCAGAUAACAUUGACCUUGGUCUAAAUAAUUCUGGAUAUCCUGCUCAGCCUCAUCCAAUAAUUGUUAAUUAUUCGCCGAAGGCGAGGUGAUUAUCGGUGAAUAAAAACCGAGACGAAGUCGAGGUUUUUAUUCACGAUAAUCACCGAGCCUGAGGUGAAUAAUUGUUUCAGUGUAAUUUCAUAGGUGAUUAUUUGGGGAAUACACAUUUCUUCGUCAUUUAAUUGACAAAACGGCUUUGGCCGCCAUUUCGAAAAUCGCUUAGGUGAUUAUCGCGUUAUAAUCACCUCAACGGCAACCAACCAGCGUGGAGAAUUUUCAAUAAUCACCUAUGUAAUUAUACUAAUAUGUAAUAAUAAUAAUAAUAAUAAUAAUAACAUAUUAUUAGCACUGAUGAAGAUCGGAUCGAAAGUUUGCAGUAAUAAAUUUACGCGGUGUUUCCACAAACAAAAAGUAUUUUAUGUACUUUAUUUUAAAAACUAAGUACACAUUAAGUCUUAAGAUUGUACCAGCUCAAGUAUACGCGGUGAUAACCAUUAAUUAAGUACUAGGCAGGUACGGCUAAGAAUUGUACACACAUCCCUACUUAUCAUCUUUUCCAUAAUUAUACAGAACAGAAUGGCUAAGUCUGAAGAAGGAAUACCAGAAACUCCAGAGGCAGGCCAUGAAAGAUGCCAAACAAAAACUAAAGAUAGAAUUUGAAGAUAAGACAGAGCAAGCGUCCAAAACAAACGAGAAAAGUCAAGAAGAUGAGGAAGUCAAAACUGAGGAAGACAAAACUGAGGAAGACAAAACUGAACGUGUGAAAGACAAUGAAAAAACGGCCAGCAAGAAUGAGAAAGAACUACCACAAAAGUUGGAAAUGGAACCUGGUGUUGUUUUGAAAUUUUCUUCUGAUGAAAAUAUCGAUAAAAGGCAACUAAGGGUACGUAAAUUCAAUGUUGCUUUCACAGUCGUGAGGAUCGAGUCGCCUUGUUAGCAACAUUUUAUUUUUUAAAAUGGUUUUCAGGUUGUUCAGACUUCAGACACAAACCAAAGCAGCUUAUUGUAGAACAGUGCCUACACUGCAGGGUCUUAGCUAGGAUUUUAAAUCUUGGGCGUGUUUCUAAAUGACCAGGGUGUGCACUUUUGCACAUGUCAGUGACCUCAAAUAGCCAAAUUUACGGUUCUAGUUAUGCUCGCCAACAACAGACAAUACCUGUUCUUGUUCUAUGCUUUGCAACCAAAUACAAGGCGAGCAUACGCUCAUAUUACGCACUGACAUUAAAAUAUUAAGUUAUUUCAUCAACUCUUGGGGGUAUUUAAAACCAUUUCAACACCAUACAGUUUCCAUUAUCCAUCAAAACAUUAAAACAUCACAGAUCACUUUUGUCAAUUUCAACAACAACCGUAGAUUUUACAAACUUUCUUACGACGUACAGUAGAUAGGAUGAAAUUCUGUCCGUUAUCAGUUUAUGAAUUAUCUACACGGCCUUAUAUAAAUAAUGAAACCGCGUUCAUUUGAUCUAGCCGUGUUUUUCCCUUUUUGGCCGCGAUAACACGGCCAAAACGGCCCUCUAGCUAAGACCCUGCUACACUGGACCUUCGCGCUUGAGAUAUCAUUGCUUGUCACUUAAUUGCUCAUUCCUUUUAGAACGCAUUUUCGACGAUCGCUCCCGUGGCAUAUCUUGAGAUAGUAGAUGACAGCAAUACGG